Molecule: messenger RNA, 1450 nt
Organism: Columba livia (rock pigeon)
Lineage: Eukaryota; Metazoa; Chordata; Aves; Columbiformes; Columbidae
Gene: PRXL2A
Product: peroxiredoxin like 2A
Exons: 6
Molecular function (GO): antioxidant activity
Source: RefSeq, a predicted model, not a curated record
AGGGCAGGUGCGCCGGGCGCUGCGGCGUGAGGGCUCCUCCCGCCCCGGCUGAGCGGCCGGGACAGCGUUGCGGGGUCUGGAACUCUGCUUGUGCCCGGCCUUGUGAUUGAAUCUGUUGGUUGAUCCCAGCUUUCUUACGUAACUUAAGUUAGUGUAAGUAGGCACAACAGCGUCAGUGAAAGACAAAGAGAUUCCCAGCUUUGUUCCUCGUGUCAUUCCUAACGCGCUGGUUUGGUUUCGGGUGCGAUUGUGCUACUCUGACGUAAGAAGUCACUGAAUGCACCUUCAGGCUGCUUGAAGCACCGGUGCAGGGACCUCCCGGCUUCUCUUCCAGAACCACAGGGUCAGUUUCCCCGUCUGACCUGGUUCAGAGCAGACAACAGAAAAGAAAUGUCCUUUCUGCCUGACUUUGGGAUCUUCACCAUGGGCAUGUGGUCUAUUGGUCUUGGAGCCAUUGGUGCAGCUGUGACAGGGAUCGUCCUUGCUAAUACUGACUUAUUUUUGUCCAAGCCAGAAAAGGCUACAUUGGAGUUUUUGGAGGAGAUAGACCUGAAAUCUUUGGGAACAGAACAAAGAACAUUCAAAGCAGGUGAACUAUGGAAGAAGAAUGGUGCAGUGAUCAUGGCUGUGCGAAGACCUGGAUGAUUUUUGUGCAGAGAGGAGGCUUCUGAGCUCUCCUCUCUGAAACCUCAGCUGUCCAAGCUGGGCGUCCCUCUCUAUGCUGUUGUGAAAGAGAAGAUAGGGACCGAAGUGGAGGAUUUUCAGCACUAUUUCAAAGGAGAAAUUUUUCUGGAUGAAAAGAAAGGCUUCUAUGGUCCACACAGACGAAAGAUGAUGUUGUCAGGCUUCUUCCGCUUUGGAGUCUGGCAAAAUUUCUUCCGUGCUUGGAAAAAUGGAUAUAGUGGUAACCUGGAAGGAGAAGGAUUCACCUUGGGAGGAGUGUUUGUGAUUGGGGCAGGAAGACAGGGUGUUUUAUUGGAACAUCGUGAGAAAGAAUUUGGAGACAAAGUCAGCCUUCCGUCUGUCCUCGAAGCUGCUGAGAAGAUAAAACCACAAGCUUCAUAAGAAGAAAAAUAGUUGCACGUGUUUCUGAUCACAGCUUGAAAUGUAGAAUGCCUCUGUUUCUUGAAUGUGCAGUUUAAUUGCUUCUUAACUAUUUGGUCGUCAAUGCAGAGGAAACAUUCUCUGUUCAAACAUAGAAAAUGAUGAAAAUCCUCCUGGACAUUGUUUUGUUGCUUUGCACCUUUCAGGUGGUCAGGAUUUCAACUGCUCUUUUGUGUCUGACUGUAUUAAUGAAAGGCUGGGUCUAAAGUCUGACCUAGCCUAGAUGUUUUCAGUCAGAGACAGCCAGUUGAAAACCUGUCUACCUAGGGGAGCAAAACUCUGCCAAGGCUGUAGUAUAGGGUACCAGCUGAGGUUUUGAAGGAUAAUAAAUCUUUGUGUAAAUGAA